AAAGAAAAAGGAGAGCAUAUUUGAGUUGUCCAAAUUUCUUGAUAAAAGAGUUCGAGUGAAAUUUCAAGGCGGAAGAGAAGGUAAGACAAAGUUAUUUAAAAAUCGAUGUACUUUCGUGUUCGCCGACACGCGGUAUGACUAUUAAAGAUACUAGAUAGAGUAACCUGUCGCUUGUAUAGUGUGUAUAGUGAUAAAUCUCCUUUUAUUCAGAAGCAGUGGCUUUUUAUUCGCAUUUUCAGUAUUCAUCAGUAAUUUCGUCCAUAUGUUAAGAAAGUGAUCAGAAUUUGAGCGACGCAUUGCGUUGCUGAACGUUACCCACAACUUAAUGGUAUAUUUACUUCUGUCUUCAGCUACAGGUGUUUUGAAAGGUUUUGAUGCCUUACUGAAUGUAGUGUUGGAUAAUACAACGGAAUGUUUAAGAGGUAAUAGAUUACAAAGAUAAUUUAUUUCCGAUUUAGUGCCCAGUUGUGGUACUACCAAUCUUCGAGGUAACAAGUCAACUUCGCACAUUCCUUGAAGGGCAUUUAUCGUCUAUUCUCUACAAAUUUACAUACACAGAGCUUGUCAUGGUCCUUACCGAGGGAAAAUUUUAAAAUGUUUGCUCACAAGAUUUUGUCAUUUUUACAGAUCCUGAUGACCCAUUCAAACUCACUGAUGAGACAAGGCAAUUGGGCCUGGCUGUGUGCAGAGGGACAGCUGUGGUUUUAAUUUGUCCUGUUGAUGGCAUGGAACCCAUAGCAAACCCAUUCUUGCAACAAGAAUGAACUUUUUGUCAGCAUCUUAAAAACAUUUUUGCCUGGUACCCAAAAAUCUGCUCUUUACCCACCUUUUGUGAGACAAUUUUUUCCUACUCUCUUUUUUAGGCAAAAUGUGAAGUUCAAGGAAAGUGCAGUAAGGGUUGUUUUGCCCAUGGAUCUUUUUUUAUGUAUGGGUGUCUACUCGCACAGCUUUGCAUGGACAUUAGAAGAAAGGUUGUAAGAUACUUUGGGAUUUCAUUCCAAUAUUCAGCAGGACAUCAAGAGUAGCCUUCUAUAUCUUGUAAGAAAAUAUAAAGAAAGUAAAGUCC
This is a messenger RNA of Pocillopora meandrina, 1066 nucleotides long. Lineage: Eukaryota; Metazoa; Cnidaria; Anthozoa; Scleractinia; Pocilloporidae. The record is from the annotation of a GenBank genome assembly.